AUGUGUCUGAAUUGGCGUUGGGAUGGAAGCACGUCCCUGGGCACUGCUUUCCUGGGGAAAGGACGCGGAGGUAACAAGCGGAGGCAACGAGGACGCGCCGAGCCCUCGCUGUACAUUCUGCCAGGAUGGAAGGAACCGUGCUCAGCGAACGAAGGAUGGAUACUGAUGCUGCUGCCGUUGCUGGGGGUGGGUGGCGCAGGCAUGCUGACGCGACGCGAUGCGACGCAGCGCAGCGUACGUCAACACAGCGAGAAGAGGCAGGUGUCUGUGUGCUAG
This is a messenger RNA of Gongylonema pulchrum, 276 nucleotides long. The record is from the annotation of a GenBank genome assembly. NCBI's taxonomy places the organism in Eukaryota, Metazoa, Nematoda, Chromadorea, Rhabditida, Gongylonematidae.